AUGCCGAAUAACGAUCAAGAAACACCGCCAAUGGAUGUCACCAUAAUGACAGGAUUAGUAUCCAGCAUAAAUGCUUUAAAAGCCGCCGUGGAAGAACUUAGAAAAGAUACUGCCGAGAGCCAAACCGCCAUCAAAGAUCUCAGCAUCCAAGUAGAAGCACUGCCCAUUCAAAACAGAGACUCCUUGGACACGUCUGCUGACCAUUUCUCAACGCCACCGGUAGGUAAUAAUCUCCUUAUUCCAGCAGGUGAUUUGACGAGCACACGAAUUUACGAUCUGCCAACCUUCUCUGGAAAUGCCGAGGAAUGGCCAUUAUUUUUUGCGAGUUUUGAGGAUACCACUGAGGCCUUCAAAUACAGCAACAGGCAAAAUUUAAUGCGCCUUCAAAAAUGCUUAGUUGGUGCAGCAAGGGAAGCGGUAGUAUCAAUGCUCAUUUAUCCAAGUGAAGUGCCGAAAAUCAUCGAUGAGCUACAGUUCACGUUUGGAAGACCCGAACACAUGGUUAGGUAUCAGCUUAGUAAGAUCAAAGCCAUACCAAUUAUACCAGAAAAUAAAAUCGAUCAAAUUGUGGUAUAUUCGACCAAAGUUCGAAAUGUGGUGUCGUUCCUAAAAGCGUCAAAAUGUGAACGACAGCUUUCAGAUCCAAAUCUCUUGGACGAACUUGUUGUAAAGUUGCCGACCAGUAAAGAAUUUGAAUGGAUCAAACACAGUCUGGAUAUAAAGCCGUACGCAUCGAUCGAACACUUUUCAGCUUGGCUGAGCACACUAGCCAGAAUAAUGGGGAAAAUGCCACCACCACUCCAAAGUACUUCCAGAUUGACUCCUCAAGUGGCACAACGUAGAGUAAUGCAUGCAACCGAAACAGUAGCAAGAGAAUUUAAAUGCUGCCACUGUGGAUUAAAUCAUAAACUUGCCAAUUGUGAACAAUUUAAGACGGAUCUAAACGUUGAGGAUCGUUGGACCAAAGUUAAAGCCAAUCAACUGUGUUUCUCGUGCUUGAACAAAGGCCACAGUUCAUUAGUAUAUGGUAUGAAAAAGAUCUUUGGCAUAUCAGGAUGCAGGAGAUACCAUCAUCACAGUCUUCAUGAAGAAAUUCCCCAAUCAAGAUUAAACGCACAGCCAAUCUUGAAUUGUGACACACCAGAUGACACCGGUCAGAUGUUUAAGAUUUUGCCGGUUACCUUGUAUGGUCCUACAGGCAAAAUAGAUACCUACGUAAUGUUCGAUGAAGGCUCAGCUAUAUCCCUUAUGGAAGAAGAUACAGCCGUGAGGCUUGGACUGAAAGGUCAACAUGAGCCUUUGAAAUUACAAUGGUAUGGACAAAAGGUAACUACGGAAGAAUCUCGAAAAGUUAGUCUGGAAAUCGAAGGUCUAGAAGAAAACCAGCGUUUCAACAUCAAAAAUGUAACAACUAUUAAAAACCUCAACCUACCUGUCCAGUCAUUUAUGAAGUCGGAUUACAACUACCCCAAGUUCUUACCACUUCAGGAGUACACCGAGGCCAGACCAGUUAUAUUGCUAGGAUUAGACUAUGUUCAUCUUAGUGCUUCAUCAACAGUUGUAGAAUCUGGCCAAACAACACCGAUCGCCGCAAAAACUAAGCUAGGCUGGGUUGCUUACGGACCAAGAACAACAACUCCAAAUCCUAUGUUCCUUCACAUCCGCCAAAGAGACACCAACUUAAAUCAAAUCGUGACAGACUUUAUUGCAACAGAAAACUUUGGUGCAAAUGAAUCGUGUCCAAUUCCUGAGUCAACGCAAAACAUUAAGGCCAAAGAAAUAAUGAAAAAUACUACCAGAAAAAUCGGCAAACGGUAUGAGAUCGGGUUGCUUUGGAGGGAGUUUGUGCCUACACUCUUUAACAGCUUCUCGAUGGCACUGAAACGCCUUAUCAGCAUAGAAAAAAAGAUGAGCCGAGAACUCGAGUUUGCCGACAGGUAUCGUGAAGGUAUAAGGAAAUAUGUUGACAGUGGAUAUGCUAGGAAACUAUUCGAAGACGAGAUAAACAACACAAGGCAUGCAGUAUGGUAUUUGCCGCAUUUUGCCGUUCAAAGUCCGCAUAAGCCAAAUAGAGUGCGAAUAGUGUUUGACGCCGCUGCCACUUCUCAUGGCAUUUCACUUAACUCUGUUUUGUCUAAGGGACCCGAACAGGCAAAACCACUCAUCGGCAUAUUAUUCCAGUUUCGUCAAGAUGUCAUCGGAGUCGCAGCUGAUAUAAGGGAAAUGUUCUCCCAAGUUCGCAUCAUUCCCGAGGAUCAACAUGCACAGCGUUUUCUGUGGAGGGAUGGUGACCAGAAUAAGCCAGUCCAACAAUUCGCAAUGGUGUCAAUGAUUUUUGGAGCAGUUUGUUCACCGUGUUGUGCCGAAUGGAUAAAGAACAUCAAUGCCAAACGAUUUGAAGACACGUAUCCCGAGGCGUCUGCCGCAGUCAUUGGUAAGCAUUAUGUCGAUGAUUUUGUAUGUAGCUUUCCAAAUGAAGAAGAAGCCGAACGAAUUUGUAUACAAGUCACCAUCAUCAAUGCAGAAGCAGGGUUCCAGCUACGUAAUUUUGUUUCUAAUUCAUCAAAGUUAGAAACAACAAUGAAUGGAGUGGCCAUUACUGAAUCGAAGAAAAUCAGCAUGGAACGUCAAGCUACAUCGGAAAAAAUUCUUGGAAUGUUCUGA
Molecule: messenger RNA, 2664 nt
Organism: Eupeodes corollae
Lineage: Eukaryota; Metazoa; Arthropoda; Insecta; Diptera; Syrphidae
Exons: 1
Coding region: 1-2664 (887 amino acids)
Source: RefSeq, a predicted model, not a curated record